This is a messenger RNA of Plasmopara halstedii, 273 nucleotides long. RefSeq lists its product as uncharacterized. The transcript is spliced from 2 exons. NCBI's taxonomy places the organism in Eukaryota, Oomycota, Peronosporomycetes, Peronosporales, Peronosporaceae. The coding region runs from base 1 to 273 and encodes 90 amino acids. The record is from RefSeq and is a predicted model, not a curated record.
AUGAAUCAAAUAUUUGCAACAGGUAAAUUCAAUUUUGACAUUGCCCUACUUUACAACGGCAACUCGUCGAUUUCGAUUGAAUCAAUACGUCAUAUCGAGGAUAUGAUUGUGUCUCGAAUCAAGAUCAAGUGCAUGACAGCGUGUACGCUAACAAAGUUAGAAGAAAGCGACAAAAAUCUUCGGCAGUGCUCGUGUAAGACGGACAGAUAUCGUGUCCAAAUUCAGCACCUUGAAACCUUGCUGUGGUCGACAGUCAGGCGUCAUACGCAUUGA